AUGUCUUCCAAAGACGUCAAGGAGGUGCCCGAAGAGCGCCCGGUGCAGGUGCCCACCAACUCCAGCAACGAUAUUCCUCAAGGCUAUAGUGAGGAGGAGGUCAUCAAGAGGCCAUGGUGGCAUGGUUUCAAAGAACCAGGCCAUGCUCUUCAGAUCAUCACUGCUGCGCUGCUUGCCAUCGCCAUUGGUUUGAUUGUUGUGACACAGGUUGAUACGGUUCCUCAAGCCGCCAUCGUUCUCCUCUCCAUCAUUGGUAACCUCUGGUUGCGAGCCCUCAAGGCGGUUGUCCUGCCACUGAUUGUCUGUUCCAUGUUGCUUGCUAUCACCCGACUUCGAGAGAUGUCCAAUGGAGGUUCCAAACUUGCCAAAUGGACCAUUGGAUACUAUAUCGCCACCACUCUUCUAUCCAUCGCAGUUUCUUGUAUCAUGCAGGGUCUGGUCUGGUCCAAGCAGUACAGUGUCGUCGAUGAAGGUGCUUUGGAUACAGAGGACGAUUCUCUUCCCGACACCUCGGAGCGCCCCAUUUACAAAGUCGUUGAGGGCAUGUUCUUCUCCUUCAUUCCCGCAAACAUCGUCGGCGCCCUGGCCAAUGAUGAGCUCCUUGCUGUCAUCAUUACUGCUAUCAUUGUCGGUUACCUGAUCGAAUCCCCUCGGUCGCCUAUCAUUCGAGUUGCUGAAGAGAUCGAGCGCAUGGUCACCAAAGUCGUCGGCUUCCUCAUUGCUGUGGCCCCUAUCGGUGUCUUUUUCCUCAUCUUGCCUAACCUGAUGAAGCUCGACCUUGCAUCAAUGGGCUCCAACUUGGGAAUUCUCAUUGGCGCUACCUUGUCCACCAUGCUCCUCCACAUUUUGGUCGUUGUCCCCAUCCUCUUCUUUGCCUUUACCCGAGGAAACGCCUACGCGUACUGGAUCAAGAUCUCCCCCGCCUGGAUCACAGCUUGGGGAUCUGCGUCUUCUGCUGCCACACUUUCUGUUACCCUUCGUUGCGCCAAGGAGCGUGGCAUCUCCUCCACCGUAUACAAGUUCGUCUGCCCUCUGGGUUGCUUGAUCAACAUGGACGGUACCGCCAUCUACCUCCCUGCUGCUCUGGUUUUCCUGGCUGCCACUCAAGGCAAAGUCCUCGGACCUACCGACUAUGUCAUUGUCGCGCUCCUGUCGACCUUGGCCUCAAUUGGUGUUUCCCCUAUCCCUUCAGCUUCUCUUGUCCUUCUCAUCAUGAUUGCCCGCUCCGUCAAUGUCGAGCUUACUGGAAUGUACGCUGUCAUCGUGGCUAUUGAUUGGUUCCAUGACCGGUUCCGUACCGCCGUCAACGUCUCUGGCGAUUUGUUCGCGGCCCAGAUCGUUUACAAGCGAACUGGCAUCGAGGACACUCCGGAGGUUAUCGAGCAGAACGCCCAGGAGUCUGAUGCUCAGGAGAAGGAUGCCGCCAACCGGGUCUAA
Messenger RNA from Fusarium coffeatum, 1437 nucleotides. RefSeq lists its product as uncharacterized. Gene Ontology annotation, molecular function: L-glutamate transmembrane transporter activity; glutamate:sodium symporter activity; neutral L-amino acid transmembrane transporter activity. The coding region runs from base 1 to 1437 and encodes 478 amino acids. The transcript is spliced from 2 exons. Gene Ontology annotation, cellular component: plasma membrane. The record is from RefSeq and is a predicted model, not a curated record. Gene Ontology annotation, biological process: L-glutamate transmembrane transport. Lineage: Eukaryota; Fungi; Ascomycota; Sordariomycetes; Hypocreales; Nectriaceae.